AUGUGUGACGUGGUGAGUGAGAUCGAGCUGGAGAGAGAGCACUGUGACAACAAAACCUCUGGGAACGUCACGGCAGGUUGUCAAGGGAUGUGGGAUAUCAUCGCUUGUUGGCCGUCUGCCAGGGUGGGAGAGGUCAUCACCAUCAAGUGUCCGAAGUACUUCAGUUACUUCUCUGACCAUAUAGUCAAACAUAAAGGUAACCUGUCCAAGACAUGUACCUCAGAGGGUUGGACUGAAAUGCACCCACUGGACAUCGCCCUGAACUGUGGUUAUAACGCCAACAACACUGGAGAUGACGGGAACUUCUUCUGGCAGGUGAAAAUAGGUUACACUGUUGGACACAGCAUCUCCCUGAUCUCCCUCAUCACAUCGAUAGUCAUACUGAGUAUCUUCAGGAAACUCCACUGCACUAGGAACUACAUCCACAUGCACCUGUUUGUGUCAUUCAUCUUGAAGGCCAUCGCUGUGUUUACGAAGGAUGUGGUUCUGUACCAGGUCGGAGAGGUUGACAACUGCUCCCCAGGAUCCGUUGGCUGCAAGGCGGUGAUGGUCUUCUUCCAGUACUGUAUAAUGGCCAGCUUCUUCUGGCUGCUGGUGGAAGGCCUGUAUCUCCGCGCCCUAUUGGCCGUUUCCUUCUUCUCUGAGAGAAAGUGCUUCUGGUACUACAUUCUGAUUGGCUGGGGAGGGCCAACCAUCUUCAUCACAGCUUGGGGUGUGGCGAAGGCCUACUAUAAUGACGUGGGGUGCUGGGACAUAAUUGAGAAGACUGAGAUGUUCUGGUGGAUCAUUAAGACACCAAUCCUGGCCUCCAUCCUGAUGAACUUCAUCCUCUUCAUCUGCAUCAUCAGGAUCCUCCGACAGAAGAUCAACUGUCCAGACAUUGGAAGGAACGAGUCCAACCAGUACUUGAGGCUGGCCAAGUCCACCCUGCUGCUGAUCCCUCUUUUUGGGAUCAACUUCAUCGUGUUUGCCUUCAUCCCAGAGCAGGUGAACACAGAGCAACGGCUGGUCUUCGACCUCAUACUGGGAUCAUUCCAGGGAUUUGCGGUUGCCGUUCUCUACUGCUUCUUAAACGGAGAGGUGCAGUCUGAGAUGAAGAGGAAGUGGAGGUGGUGGAACCUGCAGCACCACAUGGGUUCUGACACCACUAAGCACCAGCACCCCUCUAUGGGGAACAGUACCGGCACCACUCAGAUCUCAAUGUUGAGCUGCAGCCCAACGACACGCCGCGCAUCCUCCUCCUGCCCCCCUCCUCUCCCCUCUCCCUCCUCUCUCCCCCUCUGCCAGGACGACUCCUCAAUGAUCUAACACACAGAGAAAGAGAGAGAGAGAGAGACACACACACAUACACACACUCAUGCCGCCAAACAUACCGUCGUAAAACUGACUAUCCUACCGAUCCUUGACUUCGGCGAUGUAAUUUACAAAAUAGCCUCCAACACUCUACUCAGCAAACUGGAUGUAGUCUAUCACAGUGCCAUCCGUUUUGUCAACAAUGCCCCAUAUACUACCCACCACUGUGACCUGUAUGCUCUUGUUGGCUGGCCCUCGCUACACUCUCGUCGCCAAACCCACUGGCUCCAGGUCAUCUAUAAGUCUUUGCUAGGUAAAGCUCUGCCUUAUCUCAGCUCAAUGGUCACCAUAGCAGCACCCACCCGUAGCACACGCUCCAGCAGGUAUAUCUCACUGGUCACCCCCAAAGCUAGCACUUUCUUUG
Messenger RNA from Oncorhynchus nerka (sockeye salmon), 1717 nucleotides. It is a transcript of the gene vipr1b, whose product is annotated as vasoactive intestinal peptide receptor 1b. Gene Ontology annotation, cellular component: plasma membrane. Lineage: Eukaryota; Metazoa; Chordata; Actinopteri; Salmoniformes; Salmonidae. Gene Ontology annotation, molecular function: vasoactive intestinal polypeptide receptor activity; peptide hormone binding; G protein-coupled peptide receptor activity. Gene Ontology annotation, biological process: cell surface receptor signaling pathway; adenylate cyclase-modulating G protein-coupled receptor signaling pathway. The record is from RefSeq and is a predicted model, not a curated record. The coding region runs from base 1 to 1308 and encodes 435 amino acids. The transcript has 12 exons.